CUGGAUUUCUUUUUUUGCUUACAUGAUCAGCAUGCUUUCCAUGAGGACGAUUCACAAACAACAACACGAGUCAAUUCAGCACAUUCUGGACAAGACCACCCACGCAGUUCAUCCGAAUGGGAGAGGUGAUAAAGUGAUCAGCGAUACUACACUUCAAAGCAUUCUCGAGGCGACGGUAUUGCAUUUGGAGGCUAAGCUAAGCAAUGUAAGCAAUGCUUGCAUACUAUCUGAUUCUUUUGAACAGUAUAGCGGAUACGCUGUUGAUCCAGAGUUUGUGCUGCUCGAGAACACCAAAAUUGAUGAAAUAUCUAAUCGACGAGUUAUUCGAAGUACUUGUGCUGUUUCUGGAGGUGAAGUGUGUCUUAUAGAGAAGCCUUUCUUCAAUAUCGACGAAUGCUUGAAUAGCUUCAAACAGUUCGAAGCAAUAUCGAAAAGGCAAGGUGUGGCUUUGGCAUUGUUACAUUUUCAAGCAUCUGAAUACGCCGUGCAUCCUGAUUGUAAUGAUGAUACAGAAGGUAGACUGUACACACGUGUAAGUUCAAUCCGUCACUCAUGCUCACCAAAUAGUUGGAUGUCACUAACUGCGGAUGGUCGCAUCAUUCUCCGAGCUCUGCGGAAGAUACAAGAAAACGAGGAGCUCAGACUCACAUACUUUCGAUCGGUCGAACUAUUCCUUCCUAGUGCUGCACGCGUCGAGACCUUAUCGAAGCUCAAUAUAACAUGCGACUGUGGUCGAUGCACGUUUACUGACGACUCCCGUGGCUUCGUUUGUCCAAGCUGUGACAUGAACGGGUUAGUGUUUCUGCCCGCGAUGAAUACUACGACGACAUAUACAUCUUCUAAAUGUACGGUUUGUAGUGUUUCAUUGUCAGGCAGCAAGGCAGGUGUCCUUUCUACAAUGGAGCAGGACUUGGCGGCAAACGUGGCUAAGCUCGAGUCGACUUUUACAAUCGAUCAGUCACUUAAAUCGAUUAAAGAACUUUUGCGUCGCUGCUUGAAUGCCGGGAUAUCUGAUACAAAGUAUCACUUGACACGAACUCUUCACGAUAUGCUUACAGAUUGGUAUGCUCACCGAGGGUACUAUGGUCAAGCGCUCCAGCACCAUAUAAAAACCAUGGACUCCGAUGCCUUUGUUCCUGAACAGUUAGCAUCUGCGUUAGAGAAGCUCGCCGAUCUCACAUCAGGGUACCUCAGUCUGCAACUG
Molecule: messenger RNA, 1204 nt
Organism: Sphaeroforma arctica JP610
Lineage: Eukaryota; Ichthyosporea; Ichthyophonida
Exons: 1
Molecular function (GO): protein binding
Source: RefSeq, a predicted model, not a curated record